Molecule: messenger RNA, 3670 nt
Organism: Elgaria multicarinata webbii
Lineage: Eukaryota; Metazoa; Chordata; Lepidosauria; Squamata; Anguidae
Gene: LCAT
Product: lecithin-cholesterol acyltransferase
Exons: 6
Coding region: 76-1422 (448 amino acids)
Biological process (GO): lipid metabolic process
Molecular function (GO): phosphatidylcholine-sterol O-acyltransferase activity
Source: RefSeq, a predicted model, not a curated record
UCCAACUGUGUGCUUGCUACAACAGCAGGCUGCUUGUUAGACACCAGGCUGGCCAGCUGCAGCACACAGCACACUAUGGGGAGCUUGGCCGGACCCACUGUGGCUGCCCUGUUUCUUUCCUUCUUCCAGUCAGGAAGUGCCUUCUGGCUUUUCAAUGUCCUCUUUCCACCCAGUGCCACCCCAGAAGCUGCGCUCUCCAACAACACCCCCCCUGUGGUGCUUGUGCCUGGUUGCCUUGGGAACCAAUUAGAGGCCAAGCUGGACAAGCCCGAUGUGGUGAACUGGAUGUGCUACCGCAAAACUGAGGACUACUUCACUGUCUGGCUCAACCUCAACAUAUUCCUGCCCCUGGGGGUUGACUGCUGGAUUGACAAUACCAGAGUGGUGUACAACAGGACCACAAGGAGAACAUCUAAUGCUCCAGGAGUGCACAUCCGAGUCCCGGGGUUUGGCAAAACCUACUCUGUGGAAUACUUGGAUAAGAGUAAACUGGCAGGGUACCUGCACACAUUGGUGCAGCAUCUUGUCAAUAAUGGCUAUGUGCGAGACCAGACAGUGCGAGCUGCCCCUUAUGACUGGCGGAUUGGGCCUAAUGAGCAAGAGGAAUACUUCCAGAACCUGCGCACCCUGGUAGAGGAAAUGUAUGCGGACUACCAGCAGCCUGUCUUCCUUAUUGGCCACAGCCUGGGCAACCUCAACAUCCUAUACUUCCUGCUCCAGCAGCCUCAGGGGUGGAAAGAACGUUUUAUCAAGGGCUUCAUUUCCCUGGGCGCUCCCUGGGGUGGAGCAGUGAAAUCCAUGAGGGUCAUAGCCUCAGGUGACAACCAAGGCAUCCCAGUCAUGUCCAGCAUCAAACUACGUGAAGAGCAGCGCAUGGCCACCAAUAGUCCAUGGAUGUUCCCGACCAGGGCGGCUUGGCCCGACACACACAUCUUCAUUUCAACUCCUUUGCAUAACUACACCUACCGGGACUACCAACGCUUCUUCAUUGAUGUUAACUUUGAGGAUGGCUGGUUCAUGUGGAAUGACACCAAGGACUUGCUGAAAGGGCUGCCCCCACCAGGCGUGGAAAUGUAUUGCCUGUAUGGCACUGGGCACCCCACUCCAGAGACUUACAUUUAUGAUGACCGCUUCCCCUAUGAAGAUCCUGUGGACAUUGUGUAUGGGGAUGGGGAUGAAACCGUCAGCAGGCGCAGCAUGGAGCUGUGCAAACAAUGGCAUGGUCAACAAAAGGAAAAGGUGCAUGUCCUGGAGUUGCCCGGAGUCGACCAUCUCAACAUGGUCUUUGACAACCGCACUCUCAAUCACAUCAAUGAAAUUCUGCUCCGAAGCUUUGAAAAUGCAACUGUUGCAGAAGAUGAACAUGGAGCUGGAGAGAGUCUCCCACCUGCAAUCCACCCCAAAGCUAACCAAAAGAAGUAAAGGCCCUCCAUAGGGGGGCAGUUUGCGUCUCCUCCUCAGAGUAUGAGAACUCAUGUGUUCCCACCACACUUUCAAUGCUGCAUGUACAUACACACAGACUAUGGGCACAUUCCUGCCCUCCCACUGUUUGGGGGGAAAGGCUCGUGCAAAUUCCUCACCUUUACAAUAUUUUUUUUGUCAAUGUGAUGGGACCCUGAGAGAGAUUUUUCCAACCUAUUUUCAGUGGGAUCCUUUAGGUGAGCAGGUGACCCAUCCCAAACUUCCAUUCACUCUAUGUAGACACCUGAGAAGUAGCAGAUGUUUUUCCAGAAGUGCAAAGUGUUCCAAUUUUUAUGUGUGUUCGGAUGACUGUUGACCCUUUGGGGGGCACCCCUUAAUUUCCCUGUCUUAACAAUUGGGCCACUCCACUGAGUUGUGUGUUGCCACAGAACAUGUGCCAUAGACUGCUCUAUUUUUAUCAAGCAUGGCCAACCUCUUGAGCUCAGGGGGCUGGAGGAAGAGUAUUUGCCCCAGACAUGAUGUGAUUGCCCCCCUUCGCCCCAGACAAGGGGCAUCUGCUUCCCUUGGUUUAAGAAGCCAGAAGCAGGUACUCUUUCCUCCAAGGAACAGGAUGCCACCUCCAGUGGCAUCCUUUUGUGUCCUACUCAGUUUGAGUGCACCAUUUGACCUAGUCAGGGCUUUUCUGAUGCUUCUCCCAGAGGCUAGAGAGCUGGUUUGAUUCUCAUUUAUGUUUUGCAUAUGUUCAGAGGUACUCUUCUUUGUGGAUCCUUGGCUGGGAGUCAGCUCUAGUUCUCCUGCUGAGGGCCAACUUCCCCCGGGGGAUGGGGAUUGGCUUGGGUGGCAUAUACAGUUCUCAAAUGAAGGAGAGGCCACAGGUUCCAUUGUCAAAUAGCUCAUCCCUUCAGAACGUUCUUCCUACUGUUAGCCAAAAUCUCCUUUCUUGUCAUUUAAACUCAACAGUUCUGGUCCUACCCUCAGAAACUGCAGAAAACAAACUUGCUCCAUCAUCUAUAUGAUGAGCAAUGUAAAAUUUCCAGAAAUUUUGAAGCCAUGGGGAAAAAACGUUUUUUUUCCAAGGGUGGUGGAGGAAAUUUUCGGGGAAAUGCAAUAUUAGCACUUUUUACAGAUUGAAAGAUUCCAAGACACACUUCCCCCCCCAUAUAAACAUCUCUAAAAAUGGGGUGCGUCUUAGAAUCGUGGGUGCGUUUAUUAUUUCUAACAAUCAAAGCUUUUUUCUGUUGGUGGUACUGAAAUUAGUGUGCGUCUUACAAUCGAUGGCGUCUUAGAACUGAAGAAAUAUGGUCCUUUAGGAACAUAAACUGUAAUUAUGUACAAGUUGGUUUGGCAUAAAAUUAUCACAGUUGGUAUAUUAAAAGUACAGUGUAUUCAAACUAUCAUUACAAAUUGAAUUUACUUUUUAAUUUUUUUUACCCUUUUUUGUAACAAAUGUAAGAAACACCUGAACUGCAAGGAACUGCUUUGGUUUUGCCAGUUUAUGAGGAGCAGGCAAUUUUUUUAAAAAAAAAAACACCCCAAUUUAAAAACCAUGUUUUUUUUCUGAAUUUUUCCGGGGUAGGUGGGUGGGUUCCGGGCCUUUACAACUCUUUAUGUGUUCUUUGAGGAUUUGAAGGUGGCCAUCCUACCACCUUUCAAUAAUCUUUUCACACCCAACUCCUUCAGCUGUUCCUCACAGGAUGGGGUGUCAACAUCUUCGUCACCCUCUGCAGGACACACUCCAAUUUGCCAAUUUCCUUCUUAAACUGCAGUGCUCAGAACUGGACACAUUAAUCCAGCUAAAGUCUGGAGGAGGGGAGGAAGGCAGAUAGUGAGGCCUUGGUGCCAUGAAGGAACUCCUUAUCUACACCAAGGCCAUAAACCAGCCCAGUGGCCAAGGAAGGUGCAAGAAGAGCCAUCAUCAUCAUUUAUUAUACGGUCACAGACCCAAUGAACCGAGGGAGACGUGAAACCGAGGUGCCAGGCUGAUGCCAAUGAAGGACGGGGUGUGUGUGUGAGCCAAAGAUGAAACGAGAAAAAGAGUAUAUAGGCAGGAUCCCGCCCCAAGCCUGUUGUCAUGUCUUUUGCCAAAGGAUGUGCAGAGAGCUGGAGGGGUGGGAUGGGGGGCACGGCAGGGCCCUACUUAGGAAGAAGUAGUAAUAGUUAGAAUCUUCGUGUUUUACCAGUGUACUGGGUUUUUAUGCUAUGCAUGCUUUUAGUGGUUCUUCCCAUAUGCACCCUAGCCUUAUUCUUA